Hibiscus syriacus is the source of this 449-nucleotide messenger RNA. Its product is annotated as shaggy-related protein kinase alpha-like. Lineage: Eukaryota; Viridiplantae; Streptophyta; Magnoliopsida; Malvales; Malvaceae. The record is from RefSeq and is a predicted model, not a curated record. Gene Ontology annotation, cellular component: cytoplasm. Gene Ontology annotation, molecular function: protein serine/threonine kinase activity; ATP binding. Gene Ontology annotation, biological process: signal transduction. The transcript has 4 exons. The coding region runs from base 148 to 426 and encodes 92 amino acids.
AUUGGCUGUGAGGUGGAAAAUUAGGAGGACACUCUUUUGUCUUAAAGAUGGCUUCUGGGGGCACGGUGCCUACUUCUGGUGUAACAGAAUCUAGUGCUGCUGGUGUCGAGAAGUUACCCGAGGAGAUGAAUGACAUGAAAAUUAGAGAUGAAAAAGAAAUGGAAGCAACAGUUGGAUGGUAAUGGGACAGAGACAGGGCAUAUAAUUGUGACAACGAUUGGUGGUAGAAAUGGUCAGCCGAAACAGACUAUAAGUUACAUGGCUGAGCGUGUGGUUGGACAUGGAUCAUUUGGAGUUGUCUUCCAGGCAAAGUGCUUGGAGACAGGUGAAACUGCUGCUAUAAAGAAGUUCUUCAAGAUAAGAGGUACAAGAACCGUGAGCUGCAAACAAUGCGACUUCUUGACCACCCAAACGUUGUGGCUUUGAAACAUUGCUUUUUUUCUACAACA